CAUGACGUCAUAUGUGUGCGACAGAUUGGGUUGUCUACUAUGGCAGCCUUCUGUCACGCAUGUGAGUUUUGUUGAUUCUCAUACGGAAAGUUUCUGGCAACCAUGGGUAAAAUACUGGAUGAUGUCGUGGAUAGCGGCGGAAUAGAAGUGAUUAUUCAAAACGAAAGCGACAAAACAAUACCACGGUGUCAACAUGGACCAGCGCUGUUGUUCGAGAAAACUGCCCAUGGAGAGGAAAAAAGAAGAAGAUUUUACGCGUGUUCUGCUUGUCGAGAUAGAAAAGACUGCAACUUUUUUCAGUGGGCAGACGAGAAGAUAUCAGAGGCAAGAAUGCUUGCCAGAGAGGAGCAGAACCGCUCCAAGAUGCCUCUUUUCACUCAUCAGGAAUACUUCACUAGAUUUAGAGAGUUUGUUUCUCUGCCACUGGAGCAGAGAAGGUUCUGUGUGGACUGUCAGAUGUUGAUCUUCCCUGGGGAAUGGGCAAAUCACGCGAAACACAAAUCACUUUCUGAGGACGUCACAGUGCAGCGGUUGAAAAGGCCCAGUCUACUUCUGUGUCCUCUGGACAACAAGAAGAGUAACGCACAAUAUCUAUUUGCAGACCGGAGCUGUCGUUUCCUCCUGGAUCUGCUCUUGGGGUUAGGCUUCCAGAAAAUUCUCUGCGUAGGGACGCCACGAUUACAUGAGGCGAUAAAGCUUCGGAAUAUGGAGGGCAAGAGUCCUACCGUCAAGAGUUUAUUGCUGGAUAUUGAUUACAGGUACUGCCAGUUUUUUGGUCAGGAUGAGUUCUGCCACUAUAACAUGUUCAACCAUCACUUCUUUGAUGAUGAGGAAGCGGUCACGUUUUUUCAAGGCUUUCUGCGUGAGGAGGGAGGAGCCAAGGUAGUCAUGGUAACAGACCCCCCUUUUGGAGGCCUAGUGAAGCCACUAGCCAACAGUUUCUCUCAGAUGUCGAUGACCUGGAAAAAGCAUAAUAAAGUGAGCGAUGCAGCUGAGAUGCCAAUGAUCUGGAUCUUCCCAUAUUUCUUUGAGCCCCGUAUCCUUGAGUGUUUUCCCUCCUUUUCUAUGCUGGAUUACCAGGUCGAUUAUGAUAAUCAUCCUCUGUAUAAACACGGAAAGAAGGGCCGUAAGCAGUCACCUGUUCGACUUUUCACCAAUCUGAGCCCUAAAGAUAUUAUUCUACCAGAGGAUGAAGGUUACAGAUUUUGCAGUGUUUGUGAGAGGUUUGUGUCAGCAGGAAACAAACACUGCCCUAAGUGUGAUGCAUGCCCAUCAAAGGAUGGCCGAGAGUGGAGGCACUGUGAUGAAUGUGGGCGGUGUGUGAAGCCUUCAUGGCACCAUUGUUCUUCAUGUGGUCACUGUGCUCUCCCUGAUCACCCUUGUGGUCAGAGCCAAACUGGCUGUUUCAAUUGUGGCAGCCAAAAACACAAACUUAGAGCCUGCCCUAAGAAACACAAUAAACGAAUGCCUGUGCCUGGUGGCCGUGGAGCUCAAGGCCUGUCUAAACACAUUACUGGCAAAUCCACAGCUAAGAACAAAUGGAAAAGAACAGUUAAAUGAUCUCACACGCAGUGUAUUAUGGGAACGAUGGUUUUGUGGCUGCUGAGAAUUGCAUCACAAGUACAUACUGUGAGAUCACAAAGUGUGAAACGAUGACUGGUGUUAAACCUACAUGUAUGCAGGAAGGUUAUUGUGUAUGUACAGCCACCGUUGUCUUUUUGCUGUUUUAUUUAUGCAUCUUGUCCUUGUCACAAGCUUAUCCUACACUAGAAUGUUCCCAGUUCAAUGAACUCGUUGUGAACAAACCUUAUCAACGGUCUGGAGUAACGGUUCAAAGAAGCUUUGUUCCUGCUUAUGUAGCUCAAACAGUGACGAUCGGUGGAUAAAACAUUUGAAUACAAUUACUGCAUUAUUGAAAUGGAUGUCAUUUCUGUACUUUUCAAAAGGAAAAACCUUUUUUCUU
Messenger RNA from Rhinichthys klamathensis goyatoka, 1963 nucleotides. It is a transcript of the gene zcchc4, whose product is annotated as zinc finger, CCHC domain containing 4. The transcript has 13 exons. The coding region runs from base 103 to 1560 and encodes 485 amino acids. Gene Ontology annotation, cellular component: nucleolus; cytoplasm. The record is from RefSeq and is a predicted model, not a curated record. NCBI's taxonomy places the organism in Eukaryota, Metazoa, Chordata, Actinopteri, Cypriniformes, Leuciscidae. Gene Ontology annotation, molecular function: rRNA (adenine-N6-)-methyltransferase activity; nucleic acid binding; zinc ion binding. Gene Ontology annotation, biological process: rRNA methylation.